Molecule: messenger RNA, 1239 nt
Organism: Zea mays
Lineage: Eukaryota; Viridiplantae; Streptophyta; Magnoliopsida; Poales; Poaceae
Product: xyloglucan endotransglucosylase/hydrolase protein 23
Biological process (GO): xyloglucan metabolic process; cell wall biogenesis
Cellular component (GO): cell wall; apoplast
Molecular function (GO): xyloglucan:xyloglucosyl transferase activity; hydrolase activity, hydrolyzing O-glycosyl compounds
Source: RefSeq, marked validated
AAGUUCCAUAUCCAACACACACAGCAACGCUCGCUCGACACUGUCACUAGCUAGUUGCUCUACUAGAGGGCGGGUAUAGAGCUGCCUGCAAUCCGCCGCUGAGAAGGGAGGAUCGGAAGCGACGAUGAGGUCGUUUGCUCCUGUCUUUCUGUCGGCGGUCGUGGCCUGGCUGGAGCUGGCGGGCACCGCGCAGGGCGGCAACUUCUACCAGGACACAGAGAUGACCUGGGGCGAUGGCCGCGGCAAGGUAGUGGACGGCGGGCGCGGGCUGGACCUGACGCUGGACCGCACGUCCGGCUCCGGGUUCCAGUCCAAGAGCGAGUACCUGUUCGGCAAGAUCGACAUGCAGAUCAAGCUGGUGCCAGGCAACUCUGGCACGGUCACCACCUUCUACCUGUCGUCCCAGGGCGACGCGCACGACGAGAUCGACUUCGAGUUCCUGGGCAACGUGAGCGGGGAGCCCUACACGCUGCACACCAACGUGUUCACGCGCGGACAGGGCCAGCGGGAGCAGCAGUUCCGCCUCUGGUUCGACCCUACCACUGCCUUCCACACCUACUCCAUCCUGUGGAACCCGCAGCACGUGAUCUUCGCGGUGGACGGCACCCCGGUGCGGGACUUCAAGAACCACGAGGCGCGCGGGGUGGCGUUCCCGAGGACGCAGCCCAUGAGGCUGUACGCCAGCCUGUGGAACGCCGACGACUGGGCCACGCAGGGCGGGCGCGUCAAGGCGGACUGGUCCAAGGCCCCCUUCGUCGCCUCCUUCCGCGGUUUCAGCGCCGACGCCUGCGUCUGGGACGGCGGCAGGCAGCGCUGCCCUGAGGGCACCAUGGAGGCCGCCGCCGUCGCGGGUGCCGGCUCCGGCCGCGGCUGGUGGAACCAGCAGCUCAGCGACAUGAGCUACCGCCGCAUGCGCUGGGUGCAGCGCAAGUUCAUGAUCUACAACUACUGCGCCGACGCCAAGCGCUUCCCGCAGGGCGUGCCCGCCGAGUGCAAGCUCCGGUGAGGGAGCGAGGUUUGUUGGGACGUCCGUGGGGCAUCAAAACCAAGCACGAUCCCUAGUCGUGGAAAGUAGAAACCAGGCAUCGAUUCGAUCGUCGUCGACGGUCUUAGUAGUAGCUACUUAUUUUGCAGUGGGCGAUGAAAGAAUGGUGUCAUGUAAAUGUAGCUCCAGUCGUGUCGCAUUCUUUGAUUUGUUGUUUCAGCAGCACCGGAUGUACAAGUACUGAGUUUGGGCUA